UACUUUCUAGGUUAUAUUUUAAUUUUAGGUUAUAUUUCUUGUUUGUUUUUCUAAAAUGUUGAAUACUCGGCUCUGUAACCCCUCUGUGUCCACUAAUAUAAUAAAAUAUUGCUGAAAUAAAACAUCUAUAUAUAAAAACAUGAUUAAAUCAGUUUUAUACCAGCCUACAAUGCUCAAACAUAGUGAUAUCCUAUUGUGCCAUAUAAGGACCUUAUUACUGCAAAUUCCUAAAAGAACUAUAAUUAUAACUGAGGAUUUUCGUUCAGAGUCUCAAAAGGCUCGAGACAAGUUACAAAAUGUGUUAGAUAUUAGCAAGCAUAAGGCAUUAAAUGUAGUAGAAUCUUGCAAGAAGCUAUUUGACACCCCCAGCAGCUGCAUAUCUGAAAAUUAUAAGAUAUGUAUUAAGCAUAAAAUAAAUAAGGAAACUGUACUGAAAUACCCUUUUUUGCUCUGUGAUUCAAAUCUUCAAAAGAAAUUGACAGUGCUUCAAAAAAUUCCUAUUCCAUUAAAUUCUCUCAUACCACUUACUCAAUUCACCUUAAUACAACUAAAGUUUUUUAUGAAUUUCAAGGAAACAGAUGUUGUACAUAAAAUUAACUAUUUAUGUGAUACUUUCAAUAUGAAUGCAGAGGAAGUAUGCAAUAACAUAGCCAGUAAACCAUUCAUUUUUACCAAAUCAGUAUCUGAGAUUGAGGCAUUAUUAAAGCUCUUAUAUGGAUCUGGUCUUACAAUAGAAGAUAUACUAAAAGAUUUGUGGGUUUUAAAAAAUAGUGAAAAUCAUGUACAAAAACGCCUAGAGUUCCUAAAGUAUCAUAAUGUUAAAAAUAUAAAAACUUGGAUGAUAAGGUGCUUAGAGGAAUCCCUUUACAAAAAAAUCCAAAAAGAAACAGAUAAUCGGGAAGUCUUGGGUGACAACUCCUUAGUUGAAUAUCUGUCUGAAAAAUUGAAUUGUAGUGAAUCACUGGUCGAAUCAAUAAUCAGAAAAUAUCCUCAGUUUCGCAAAAUGAACUUGCCAAAACUAAAUAAAAUGAUUGAUUUAUUAUGCAGUGCGGGUUACAGCGAGUUUCAGAUAUGUAGAUGCCCAAAGAUUUUAUUUCACAAGACCAGCACCAUAGAGCAAAGAUUAAAAGAGCUUUCUAAGAUGGGGGUAAAACCGGAGGCACUUUAUGUUCUCACAAAAAGUGAAAUGCAAUACCAAAGCCACAUUAUUAGCUUAAAAAAAGCAAAAAUAUUAAAGGUUGUUUAAGACUUUGUCAUACAGUUCAUGUAGGGUAAAGCGAGAAGAGUAGCACACGUUUUACAAAACAUAAAAUAUCUUCUUUGUUUAAAAAAAUACAGAAAAUAAACAUAAACUUUGACAUUCCUCUUAUUCAGUUAAAAAACAUAAACACUCAGGUAUAAAAAAAUUAAAAACUAAAACUAGAAAUCACUCGGUCUAUCCUACUCAGGCUUGGAGAGUUGGACAUUACUUGGUAGGAUAGAUGGACCUUGAAUUUUAUUACUUUUUUUUGUAGCACUGACGCCACAAUUUUCAUAAACGUUGCUAAAAGACGUGCAACUAUCGUGCAGCCAUCUUGAACAAAGAACGCACUUGAUCCAGUCGUCCUUCUUCGUUUGUCGAUAGUCUUCGCUGCAUCCAACGCAUUCAUUUUCCAUAUCACUGAAACACUCUUCUUCACUAGAAAAAUCAUCUAAAAUCAUGUCAUCGAACUCUGAAGAAGAGACUACUGUGUUUUUUUCCCGAAUUUCCAACCGUUUAGCCUUCUUUGGUAUCUUUGACUUUCUGGUUGACUCUGGCACCUAACACUUUUUUUCUUCCACCUAUUUUCAAUUUCUGAUGUACGCCGGUGAAGAUAAAACUCCUCCCAGAUUAGCUCGGAUCUUUCUCAUAGUUGGCGUAACUUUGGGUACAGGAGACAUCUGGUCAAGAGCGUUAUUUCCGACUCGGCUGGAGGACCUGGUUUUGUGUUGCUAGUAUUGCGGUAAAUCCCAGAACAUCCUGGUUGAGGGAAAUCUGGUUGCUGGACGUUCCUUUGGCGGAGAAUUUGUAAGCAUCCUGGUUGGGGUUGAGGAGAAACUGGCACUGGCUUAUUCUGUUGCACAGUUUCGUUUCCAGCACUGAUGAACGGGCUCUAUUAUUUGCUGCAGUAAAAACGCAUAGUCCGGUAUAAUAUCUGGAUUGAAUGGUGAUAUGUCUGUUGCUUUGGAAGCCGAUACUGCGUUACUCACGGUAGCGGUUUUGCCUCAAGAUUCUCCCAGGAUUUUACCAAAUUACAGCCGGUUCAGCUUUUUAUUUGGAUGGGUCAUCAUUGUGCGUCGAUAUGUUUCAUAAUAGAAUCCUUUGAGACUCUCAAAAAAGGCUCGAUCAAGGGGUGGGAGGUAAUGGGUGCAGUACGGGGGUAGACAAAAUAAAAUUAUAUCAUUUUUUUGUCGCAAAUUCUAAGGCAUCCAUGUUUCUACUGUGGGAAGUGUGGCUAUCCAACAGCAAUAAAACUUUUCCUGGUGGUUUUUCGCGGAAAAAAAUGUUGUGUUAACUACUGAAGAAAUAUUUUUGAGUUGACAUAGGCUGACUUCUCAGACAUGCAUAUUUUAGAUCCUGGUGGCAUUCCUUCUGCCCAUUCAUUUUUUUGUUCUUUCCCUCGAAAAUACAAAAAGGGGGAAAUACACCCCCUCUGCAUUGCAACAAGCUAUAACACUAAUGGUUUUGCCCUUUUCACCGGAGAUAAUGGAUGGUACACUUUUUGAACCCGUUGCUGCAAGCACUUGUUCGGCUCUGGUAUUAAGUUGGAGCCCAGUCUCGUCAGUAUUAAAAAUGUGGCCAGGUUUAUUGAAUAAUCCAUUUUUGGUAAGAACCGUCUGCAGUAAUGCAAAGUAGUCACAUAUAGUUUCUCUCGAUAAUCCUAUAGCCCUUGCGGAUACCUAUACAGAGGUGUUUUCUGCUUUGCGCAUGCUAAUGUCUGGAUUUCUUCGUAGAAAUGACUGCAACCAUACUCGGCCAGCUUUGCCUGGAAGUUGAAUAUAUCAGUAGCUAGAUAUCAAUAUUUUUUAAAAACCUCUUACCGGCCUUAAAUUUAUGCCUAACUCUAAGUAAUUCUGCCAGAUUAAACGCCAUUAUGCUCACCUCAGUUCUUUCUUAAGGACAGCUUUUUUUUCCUCGGUAGUUUUACCCAGGGAGCCAUCAGGACCCAGUCGCUCCGUUUUCUCUAAGUUAUUCGAAGCUAUUCCGCGUCUUAAUGUGGUUUUGAGUAUAUUAUAAGACCUACCUGCUUCAUUUAAACUCAUUUCGUUGAAUAUUACCGCAGUUAUAGCUAGAUGUAAAUCAUCAGCGCUCCAAGUAGCCCUUGCUACGUUUCUCUUUCGAGUGUACAUGUUAGGCAUCUUUCUGUAACAUUAAAACAUUAGUCCAUCUCUCCUCGCAAAUUAGGGUCUAUCUCUCCUAAAAUUAUUGGGACCAGGCUAUUUCUAUGGAACGGAACGUUAUGGACUAGUGUUUUUAGGUUAGGUCUACGCCAGAAAACUCGUUUGAUGAUUACAUUAUUAAAUAGUCGGCUAAAACUCACCUGAAAAUGCUUUGUUCAGUGACCAAAAUACACCUUGCAACAUUGUUUGGUUAUUUGAAAACAAUGAUCACUUGUAACUACUAAAUACAACGAUAAAUCAUGGACCACAUGGACUAAGAAACUGUGGAUGUCGAAUGUCUGUGCGUGUACUUUAUCAAAUUGGCCAUUGUUGCCACAGUAUGUAAAAUAUCGCUAAUGAUCUCUCUCUCCUGCUGUGCCAUCUCUCGUCGUUUUACCCCAUCCAUUUAUUUUGUAAUAUUCCAUAUUGUUAAUUCAUGUUUUUUACAUAAGUCUAUUACACACAUCAAAGUAAUGAUGGAACAUAAGUAAAAAUAAAAUGAAAGUAGAAGAACA
Molecule: messenger RNA, 3914 nt
Organism: Anthonomus grandis grandis
Lineage: Eukaryota; Metazoa; Arthropoda; Insecta; Coleoptera; Curculionidae
Gene: mTTF
Product: transcription termination factor, mitochondrial
Exons: 4
Coding region: 140-1246 (368 amino acids)
Biological process (GO): termination of mitochondrial transcription; regulation of DNA-templated transcription
Cellular component (GO): mitochondrial matrix
Molecular function (GO): double-stranded DNA binding
Source: RefSeq, a predicted model, not a curated record